Molecule: messenger RNA, 2355 nt
Organism: Syngnathus acus (greater pipefish)
Lineage: Eukaryota; Metazoa; Chordata; Actinopteri; Syngnathiformes; Syngnathidae
Product: CD209 antigen-like protein D
Exons: 11
Coding region: 1287-2180 (297 amino acids)
Source: RefSeq, a predicted model, not a curated record
GGUUAGGGUGUGUAUAAGACAGAAAGCAAACACGCUAGUAUGCAGUUCCUGCAGCAAUGGAGAGUGAGCCGAGAGCUACUGAGCACACUGUAUCUUAUGCGCCUAAGUCAUCUCAAGUUUCGUUCAACCGCAGCGGACCCCCUCGUUCACACUAUGGAUUGUUUGGGCAAGGCGUAGAAGGACGUAACCGCGUGGUCAUCCUAUGUCUUGGAUUUCUGGAUGUCAUUCUGCUCAUCAUUGCUGUGGUUUUCAGAACCGGCUUCACACAACACUCCAACGCAAAUCCCCAGCCGGCUGCACCACAUCUCAUCGCUGAGCUGGACCUUCUCUUGGGCAACCACAGUGAUGCCAUGGUGGCGAUGCAAGAGGCCGUGAACGCCUUAAAUAAAGCGACCAGGAGUCAUGAAAAACUGAAGGGGAAAAUAAAUGAGCAAAAGACCAUGAAUGAGGUUUAUCAGAGUCAGCUGGAGAGUCUGCGCAGAGAGAGGAAAAUCCUGCAAUUUAACAUGUCAUCUUUUGAAGGCACCUGUGGCAAGUGCAACAAGGGCUGGACCUAUUUCAACUCAUCCUGCUAUUACUUCUCUUUUACGAACUCAUCCAGCACUCAUACCUGGAAGGACAGCCGAAACGAUUGCAUUAAUCGUGGAGCAGAUCUGAUCGUGAUAGAUUACCCGAACGAGCAGUCAUAUGUGAAUCAUAUCAGCCAAUUCCUGAACAAUAGAUUCUAUUUGUGGGAAAAGGCUCAGUGGAUUGGUGUCACUGAGGGGAAAACGGAGGGUACUUGGGUCUGGAUAAAUAAUGCAACGGAAUCAGAAGAAAGGUACUGGAAGUCUGGAGAACCCAACAGCUUUGAAAAAAAUUGUGUGGCUACGAUCUAUUCGCCAGCUCAACCCUGGGAGACUCGCUUCGUUACGAGUUGUGAUUUAAAUUAUCAGUGGAUAUGUGAAAUGGCGCCUAAAUAGACUGCACCAAAAAAAAAAACAGUAAUCAUGAAAUUUUAAAAAGCAAGCAACACUUCUUGUGAUUCUUUGUGUUUCUUUUCACUAGCCUUGAAAAUGGUGAUUUCUUCCACAAACAAAGUGAUAGAUGUUUUUGUCUUAACUCUAACUCACAAAAGGAAAUACUCGCUUCCCCAUAUGAAAAGUUUCUCUUCUCUUUUCCUCUCCCUGAUCCUGCAUUCCUUCUCAUUUCCUAAUCUUGACACUUAAUUUCGAUGAGUUGAUACUUGUCGUGAGAUAAAUAGUUAAGGACAGAGAAAGUAACAGUGACAGAAGGAAAGGGGAGAAAUGACUGAUUUGGAUUCAAACAACGGAUUUAAAACACUGGUUUCUCAAAAUGACGAUGACGUGGAACCAGCUAGAAAAAAAGCCUCCUCUUUGCUACUUUACAAAGCAGCUAUCGCGAGCCUGGCGAUACUUGCAGCCGUUUUACUGAUUGUUGACAUUCUCCUGGUGAUCCACUAUAUCAAGGGUGGCAAUACCCACCGGUCCAUUGAUGACACAGAAAGUAUCAAGAAAGAGUUAAUCAAACUCGAGCAAUCAUACAAGUUUGCAGUUCGAAACCUGAGCGAUGCCGAGAAGAAGCUGGAGAGUGAAAUGAGAAGACAAACACAAAGCAACUGGGAGCUUGAUCACCACAAAAGAAGGACUAAAGACUAUGAAGUGCAACUUGAUACAAUACUGAAAAACGUCUCAAGUCUAAAACUUCACUUAGCGCACACUGAGAAUGGCUGCAGGCAUUGUCCAGUCGGAUGGAUUUUGCUGAACUCUAUGUGCUACUACUUCGCCUUGUCUCCACUUGAUGGCAAAAAAUCAUGGCGACAUGCUCGACAUUUCUGUCAAAUACACGGCGGUGAUCUCAUAACCAUCGACAGCAUAGAAGAAGAGAUUGCAACCAUGAAUUACCUGAGAAAUCGUACCGGUCCGUCCAUGAAUUUCUACAACUUUUGGAUUGGAUUGUACUUUAGCAAGGAAGGACUUUGGAGAUGGGGAGAUGGAAGAGAUUUGAUUGAAGGGUACUGGGCCGACGGAGAAUCAAGUGAUGAGGUUCAGGAAGACUGUGCAGCUUUAUAUAGCACAGAAAACUUCUUUCGUGCUUGGAUUAGUAUCCACUGCACAAAUGUGGCCAAAUGGAUUUGUGAACAAGACCCAAGUCCCAACCACCUUAGACAAUACAGUUAAAAUUGAUAUUUUAAAUGGGCAACCUUUCCAAAAAUCGAGACAUUUAAAAAAAAAAAGGAACCAACUAAAAUUAGCACAAAUAAAUGUUCCCAACAUUUUGUGUUUACUGUAACUGUAUUACAAAAAAAAAAUAGUGAUUGCUUAAAGUCUGUCAAAAAUGCUGAAUACAAAAAUC